Molecule: messenger RNA, 9480 nt
Organism: Cavia porcellus (domestic guinea pig)
Lineage: Eukaryota; Metazoa; Chordata; Mammalia; Rodentia; Caviidae
Gene: Unc5c
Product: unc-5 netrin receptor C
Exons: 17
Coding region: 98-3316 (1072 amino acids)
Biological process (GO): netrin-activated signaling pathway; axon guidance
Cellular component (GO): membrane
Molecular function (GO): protein binding; netrin receptor activity
Source: RefSeq, a predicted model, not a curated record
UGCCACUUUGCCAACUAGUCAAGGAGCUGCUACCGUGCUGGUCUUUAAUUUGUCUUUCGAGCUGGGCCAGGGUGGACCAGGGACGCACGGGUGAGGGAUGCGCAUCCGUCCCCGUCCACGGGCGUGUGGGGCUCUGGGUGUCUUUGCACUUUUUGAUCCGCACGCGCACGGUGUUGCAUGCUGUGCCCGGGAGGCUUGGGGACUUGUGCUGCGUGCUGUCCGUGCGCUCUGGCUCCCCGCGCCGUGCCGCGCCCGGAGUGGCAAGGUCUCCCGGAGCUCGGCGCGGGCAGCGCGUCCUCAGCCUCCGCGGAAGAGCCGCAGGCGCCCUUGCCCGGCGGCCGCUGCUGCUUGGGCCGGCGUCCUGGCACGCAGGCCGCUGGUGCCCGCCUCUGUGCGCCCUCCUUCCUUCGGGGCCGUGGGGAACUUAAAAGCCCAAGCUCUGGGGGACCGCCGGUCGUUCCAACCGAACCUGCAACUCCUCCGAGCAACCAGCCAGUUUGACGCCGACGUUUUGCCCGUGAGCUUCAAAAUAAGUAUCCAGGGGCCUGGGGAGAGCCCGGGUGGAAGGAGCGCAGGCCGAGUUGAAGAUGAUGACUUUUUUCAUGAACUUCCGGAAACGUUUCCAUCGGACCCACCUGAACCUCUGCCACAUUUCCUUAUUGAGCCUGAAGAAGCUUACAUUGUGAAAAAUAAGCCUGUGAACCUGUAUUGUAAAGCCAGCCCAGCCACCCAGAUAUACUUCAAGUGCAACAGUGAGUGGGUGCAUCAGAAGGAUCACAUCGUGGAUGAGAGAGUGGAUGAAACCUCUGGUCUCAUUGUACGGGAAGUGAGCAUUGAGAUUUCUCGCCAGCAAGUGGAAGAACUCUUCGGGCCUGAAGACUACUGGUGCCAGUGCGUGGCCUGGAGCUCCGCGGGCACCACGAAGAGCCGGAAGGCAUAUGUGCGCAUUGCAUAUCUGCGGAAGACCUUUGAGCAGGAACCCCUGGGAAAGGAAGUAAGCCUGGAACAGGAAGUUUUACUCCAGUGUCGACCACCUGAAGGGAUCCCAGUGGCUGAGGUAGAAUGGCUGAAAAAUGAAGACAUAAUUGAUCCUGUUGAAGAUCGGAAUUUUUAUAUUACUAUUGACCACAACCUCAUCAUAAAGCAGGCCCGUCUUUCUGAUACAGCAAAUUACACCUGCGUUGCCAAAAACAUUGUUGCCAAGAGGAGAAGCACAACAGCCACGGUCAUUGUCUAUGUUAACGGUGGCUGGUCCACCUGGACAGAAUGGUCCGUGUGCAACAGCCGCUGUGGACGAGGGUUUCAGAAACGCACGAGGACCUGCACCAACCCUGCGCCCCUCAAUGGUGGUGCCUUCUGUGAAGGGCAGAGCGUGCAGAAAAUAGUCUGUACCACACUGUGCCCAGUGGAUGGCAGGUGGACCUCGUGGAGCAAGUGGUCCACCUGCGGGACUGAAUGCACCCACUGGCGCCGGAGGGAGUGUACAGCACCGGCCCCCAAGAAUGGGGGCAAGGACUGCGACGGGCUGGUCCUGCAGUCCAAAAACUGCACCGACGGGCUCUGCAUGCAGAGUUUCAUUUAUCCUAUUUCAACUGAACAGAGAACCCAGAAUGAAUAUGGAUUUUCUUCUGCUCCUGAUUCAGAUGAUGUGGCCCUCUAUGUCGGGAUCGUGAUCGCAGUGAUCGUGUGCCUGGCCAUCUCUGUCAUUGUGGCCCUGUUUGUGUAUCGCAAGAAUCACCGGGACUUUGAGUCCGAUAUUAUCGACUCUUCAGCGCUCAAUGGGGGCUUCCAGCCUGUGAACAUCAAGGCAGCCAGACAAGAUCUCCUGGCCGUGCCCCCAGACCUGACGUCAGCAGCAGCCGUGUACAGAGGACCUGUCUACGCCCUGCAUGAUGUCUCAGACAAGAUUCCAAUGACCAACUCUCCAAUUCUCGAUCCACUGCCUAACCUGAAAAUCAAAGUGUACAACACCUCGGGUGCAGUCACUCCCCAAGAUGACCUCUCUGAGUUUACAUCCAAGCUGUCUCCCCAGAUGACACAAUCCUUGCUGGAGAACGAGGCUCUCAACCUGAAGAAUCAGAGUCUUGCCAGGCAAACAGAUCCAUCUUGUACAGCAUUUGGUACCUUCAACUCCCUCGGGGGUCAUCUCAUCAUCCCCAGCUCAGGAGUGAGCUUGCUGAUUCCUGCAGGUGCCAUUCCCCAAGGGAGAGUCUAUGAAAUGUAUUUGACUGUACACAGGAAAGAAAAUAUGAGGCCAGCCAUGGAAGAUGGGCAGACACUGCUGACGCCAGUGGUGAGCUGUGGGCCCCCCGGAGCCCUGCUGACCCGCCCAGUUGUCCUCACCCUGCAUCACUGCGCAGACCCCAGCACGGAAGACUGGAAGAUCCAGCUCAAGAACCAGGCAGCACAGGGACAGUGGGAGGAUGUGGUGGUGGUCGGAGAGGAAAACUUCACCACACCGUGCUACAUUCAGCUGGAUGCAGAGGCCUGUCAUAUCCUCACGGAGAACCUCAGCACCUAUGCACUGGUCGGCCAGGCCACCACCAAAGCAGCUGCGAAGCGCCUGAAGCUGGCCCUCUUCGGUCCCCUCUGCUGCUCCUCCCUGGAGUACAGCAUCCGAGUCUACUGUCUGGAUGAUACCCAGGAUGCCUUGAAGGAGGUCUUACAGCUGGAGAGACAGAUGGGAGGACAGCUCUUAGAAGACCCCAAGUCUCUUCAUUUCAAAGGCAGCACCCACAACCUGCGCCUGUCGGUCCAUGACGUUGCCCAUUCCCUCUGGAAGAGUAAACUGCUGGCUAAAUAUCAGGAGAUUCCUUUUUACCAUAUUUGGAAUGGUUCUCAAAGAAACCUCCACUGCACCUUCACUCUGGAAAGAUUUAGCCUGAACACGGUGGAGCUGGUUUGCAAGUUGUGUGUGCGACAGGUGGAAGGCGAGGGGCAGAUCUUCCAGCUCAACUGCACUGUGUCUGAGGAACCCACUGGCAUGGAUCUGCCGCUGCUGGAUCCAGCCAGCACCAUCACUACUGUCACAGGGCCGAGCGCAUUCAGCAUCCCUCUCCCUAUCCGGCAGAAGCUCUGCAGCAGCCUGGAUGCACCUCAGACACGAGGCCAUGACUGGCGGAUGCUGGCCCAUAAGCUCAACCUGGACAGGUACUUGAAUUACUUUGCCACCAAAUCAAGCCCAACCGGUGUAAUCUUGGAUCUUUGGGAAGCACAGAACUUCCCAGAUGGAAACCUGAGCAUGCUGGCAGCUGUCUUGGAAGAAAUGGGACGACAUGAAACAGUAGUGUCUUUAGCAGCAGAAGGGCAGUAUUGACCACACUGGAACUAAAAAUGAAGGACAGAGUGCACAGAGAGUCUGUGGCCGUCCAGGGAAACACAGCUGGGGAGGAAAUGCAGACUAGACCAGUGAGCUUCACAGGCAAGAUGGCAGCAGAAGGAAAACAGAUACGACCACCAAUGUACACGCCCACUUUUCUCGGACAGCAUCACAGGAGUUAAAAAUUGUGUAAAUUUGUACCUUGAAUUUAGAAAUCAACCUAAUUUUCCUCUUAGUUGGGCUGUAUGCUGUAUGGUACAGGAUCUUACAGUUUCCUAGGAAACGCUUUUUAUUGCUAUCCAGAUAUAUGGAUAAACUUUCUUAACAAACCCAAUUUCUACAAACGUUGUUUACAUCAAAUUGGACAGGGAUGCAGACACUGUCCAUGGCUCAUUCUAUUUUUGUUCAGAUCAUUUGAAGUCGAAGCUGUGGACGGUUUGUGGUGUCUAUUUCAGAUUAGUAAUUUACAGAGAAAUCACAGACUUUUGAUACAAAUCAUGUACAUCACAUGUCUCAGAUAAUCCUCCCAUGAGCGUUCUGUUUCUAGAACUUGUAGAACCAGUGUUAUUGUCUGUAUCAGGGAACUGGAGCAUUGACAUGCAAAAGACAAAUGACUAAGAUUCCUUAUGCCUUGGUGGAGGGCUGUCGAGUGCCCUUUGGGAAUAAACAUGUAGCAUUGCAGGGAAGAGAGCGAUUCAUGUUCAACCACACAAAUACUUCUUCAGGACUUGUGUGUUUGUAAUAUGCAAUUUGAAGUGGUUUUUUAAAGGUAUUAUUAUUAACUACAGGUAUUGCAGUAAAAGAAUUUUCUUUUCACUUUGGGUUUUCAUUAGCACUGCUGUUAGUAUUUAGUGUUCACUAGACCUGUCUGGCUCUCUCACAUAUCAGGUUGGAUGUGAUCACCAAUUCCAUUAACAGGCAUUGCUUCACUUGCCUUUGACCCUUGUCAUCCUGCUGGAAAAAGGUAGGCAGGGUCACCCGCCUUCUUGAUCUGUUUCUUCAUCUUGUUCCAACAGGGCCUUUCUCUUGAGUCCUAUCAGGUAUGUUCUCCUUGAAGUUCACUUAUUACUGUGGUUGUGUGGCCUGGCUCCCACCAGCCACGGGCCCUGUCUACCUGAGGGUAAUGUGGUUCAGAGAAUUGCCUCGGAGCUGGAAAUUAGAAAACCGGUUCUGAAUUUGGCACUGUCUGGUGCUACUUUAUGAAAACCUUGAAACUCAUUGGAGCUCAGUUUCCUUACCCAUAAAACAGGUGGUGAGAUGAGCGUAUCUUCAGAUUCUAAGCUGGUGCCCUCCUUUGUGAGGCGUCCAGUCUCUCAUCCAUCUAUCUGAAAAUGACAGUGACCUCUGACUUGAGUCAUUUAAAUACUCAGCUAGUCUUUUUCUCAGGCCGCAGUAUCUUUUCAAAUCAUUUUAACUUGGAAGAAAAUUAUUCUAAUCUGCAAUGUGUUUGUCCAACAGUCAGUCCUAGUUAUCAUUUUCUUGUCCUCUCAUAGAACCCCUAGCCUUCCAGCCUACCUAGCUUUAAAUUUUUUUAUUGUUUCGAACUGCUGACAUCAAGACCAUUCCUACAAGUCUGCCAGUAGAAACUCUCUACUUUUUUUCUCUUCAAUCUUUGCUUUAACACUGUUCAGUAGCACUUACAGAGGCUAAUUAGUCCUUUUCAUCCUAUAAAAUGUUAGCCAACAGACUACUUAGUAUGAAUGACAAUUUCCUUGGGACCAUCACAGGCUCUUUAACAGAAGGACUCAGUUCACCCAGCAGCGAGAAGAAAGAGUCCACAACAGCCCCAUAGCCAAACCAAGACUGAGCAAGCAGCACCCAGGCUUGAAUGGGAACCUGCAGAACAUGACCGUGGAGUCUGCAGGGCAGAGUCCAUGCUGCUAAAUCAUUUCAUUUAUCUUCUGCUUCCUUCCACAUGCACUUCCCUCUCCUGUUUGUUUACUUCUUAAUGUUCUCAGACUCCUCCAUUCUCAUUAAGGAAUCGUUGCUGCCUUGUCGUGGAGCCUUGUCUUACAUAUCAUUUCUUUCUUAUCUUCGGUUUUAGACAGAUAUCCCAUAAACUGUUUCUCCAACCACGCUGUUCAUUAAAGUUGCCACAUAUAAAAAUGUUGGUUCCACUGGUUGUGGAAGGCGGAGAUUGCACUAGUCAAGUUCAGUGGAUAAAUGUUUGUACUGAUGACUAAAGCUGUAUUCUAAAUUAAAAUUUUAAGUAAUUUUAAAAAGCAAAAUGAGCAAAGAGUUAUUGUCUAUUAAUGCACCUUGAAAUAAAAUUGUCAGGAUUGCUCAUUACUGGUAAUCAUCUGGCAAUCAAGCACUGGGAGUUCAAGAAAACUUUUAUGCAACAGGAGAGGCAGAAGUGAACAAAAAUUUAGCUGUCCAGAUGAAUGCAUUUCCAAAUGUUUACUAAAAGCUUUGAUUAAAAAUAACACAGAAAAAUGCUCAACAUAACACGUAUUGAAGCCACUAAGAGGUGCUGGAAUUCACUUCAGGUGCUUGGUUUUUGGUUAAACCUCCCACCACUGGAAAAGGGAAAAGUGAUUGAUUCCAUGAGAGGUAAACAUCUAUCACAAAACUGCUGUUUCUUAUCAAGCGAAUGACAACUUCCUUACACAUAAUACUCCAUAUGUCAAAAGAUUUUCACUAAGAAGUCUGCUUUUCUUCUCUUUGGAGAAAAGUAAUAGCUGUUAGAUUGCUCCCCAACUUACAAGGCUCGAACACAACAGUUCAUUUCACAGGAGCCACUUCAUCAUCCCAUGUGCCAUUUCCGGUUUCCCACAGCGGUGAGCAGAACCCCGCUUCCUUCAGUUGGAUGGAAAACUAUCACUUGUGCAUGGUGCCAUCUAGUGGCCUGCCACACAUUAUACCCUGGGGUUAGCUCCUAGGGCACUAAAGGCUGUUUGACAGAAUGAGUACCUGCCUGUGAGUGGGAUCUUCGUGACACAUAGACGGGAAGGGAGGGUCACUUUGAAUCUGUAAUAGUCUUCUCAUGUUUUUUCACUUAAAUCAUCCUUCUCAAAAUAAUGUCAUUAUGAGUCUAAUAUAUCAUCAACUCAUUUAUCCAAGUCCUAAGUUGCUUUUUUGUAAUAGGAACAUAAAACCCAUGUCUUUGAAAGUCAUCAUUUUAAUGUUUGUGAUUUCAUUGGACUUUGUAUAUUUUAAAUCACUUUUAAUUCCCUGCUGUUUACCUGUGGAAAUGUAGGAGGUAUCUGCUUAGAAAGAAGUCGUAUGGAAGCAAAUGGCAGUACUGUGCCUAAGGAAGAGAAAAUUGUGGUUAUUGAUGAAGGACAAGAAAGAAGCUUCUGAACUUGUAAACCUAAUGCCAAAAGCUUUGUCCUGUUUUCAUUUUACCUUUGCAACAUUAAUACACAUUUUCUUAGUGUUCUGGGAGGAAUAAGGUUCGAUUCAGAAUUGCUGGUUGGGCACCCAAUGCUAACAAGCAUGUGUGAUGCCGAACAUCUCACAGCCAGCAGCCUUUCACCAACACAUCCCCACAUACACACUCGCCUGGUUACCCCGAUGACCUGUGUCCUUAAGCAGGCAAUGCAGCCUCUCCAAGGGCAGGGCAUUGUCAGGAGGUGAGAAGUCCGACGUUCAUCAUCAUUUGCUGUUCUCUAGACGAGCAGAGCCAUUCUUUAGGGAGAAGUCACAGCCCGAGUUCAGGGCACUGUGAAAGGCAGGUAUUCAGGAAUGGGCUUCAAAAGAUUUUUCUCCUAGAGCAACAUAUAUUAAGAGCAAACAUUCAGAGGUACAACUCAGCCUUGCUCUGACUCCUGGGGAAAUACAAAGGAAUCUCUCAAUUUAGUGUUCUGUGGUCUCUGCAGGAAUUCAACAGCUGUGUUCUUGGGCCAUGCACACGGCUGUGUUCCAUGUGUGAAGAUGUGAGCUGGUUAAGAAAACACUGCCUCCCCAGAUCCCACAGGCUCUGGUUUCUGUAAGGGUUGUCCCUGGGCUAGUCACAUGUGAAACUGCACAAGGACCUGCGAGUGUAUGUAAAGACAGUAGGGAAGGUUUGUGUUCAGUCUGGUUGAAUGUGCAGUUCUGUUUUGCUGACAGGCAUUCUAGACCAGUCCUUAGUUUUGUGUGGAGUCCUCAGUGCUCAGCCAAGGGCAGACAGGACGAAGAAGGCCACAGAAACACACUAGCCAUCACCUUUGAGAAGUUUUGUGAGUCAGAAUGGCACUGUUCAAGUCUAGUUAUUUGUACCAAUGAUCACAGCCAAUGAGCAUUAGAUUUUAUAGAUACAGUAAGAAAUAUUUUUAUCAAUUAUCUCAAGGUAAUAACAUUUUUUACCUUUCGAGUGCCUCGUAGAACCAACUAUUAUACUUUGUUUUUCCUUUUGUAUUAUUUUUAUAUUUUUAAAUGUACUGAGCUAAUGUUGACUGAAAUCCUUAGAACUUUCCCUCUGUGCAAUGAAAUACUGUUUCUCUACCCUAAGAUCUAUUUGUAUAAUCCAUAACUGUUAAUAAUCACUUUGAAAGAUUUCCCUUGCCCCUUUAAUGAUUUUUAAUGAAACAAGGAAUAUGGGAAAUAAAUACAUUAUAACCAAUGUUAAUUUAAGCCCAUGUGCAUGCAGGCCAAAUAAAUGAAGUCAGAAAUAUUUCCAGGAUUGUGACAUGAAAAACUAUUUUUGAAAGCUGGAGGUAUGGUCCUGUAUGUCACUGAGUGGAUUUUCUCUACAGGCUAACAGUGACUGUCCUAAUUCUUUCAUCUUAUCAGCCAUAUGACUGUUCAUGUUUUCAGAAAUAUUACGUUGAAAAUUUAUCUUGAAGAGCAUUCGUGGCUCCAGAAUUUCCAGUGGGCGGGCUGUGCCUCCUUCUGAUCCAUGGUAGGACAACUCACUCCACCAAGUGUGUUGUAUGCCUCAGGCCUAUUCAUCUUGCAGGAAAAGCAUUAAGAGGCCAAAGGGAUAGGCUCUGCACGAUGUAUAAACACACAGAAAAACAUUUACAGAGGCCCUGUCCCAGUCCUCAGUACACUCAAGCUCUUCUAUCCUGAAGGGAUUUGUCCAGAGAUCUUGGAAAUCCCUGUAGAAGAUGACAACAGUUGUGGCCCACUCAAUCAGCUGCCCACCGGCCAUGUUACUGUAAUAGGCUUCUCAUCAGACCAUUUCAGAGUUGUGCUUUGGCACAAUUACAAGUUGCAGGUCAUAACACUUCAGGGGUUCCUUACAAAUAAGCAGAAUCCUGUGCCAUCCUUAAAUUCCAAAGUCUUUUGAAGCAGGCACUGGCAGACCUGCUGGGAACCUGACAAUAUGGACCAGGGCUGAAUGAACUGGGUUGCAUUUUGGAACAUGCACCAUAUACAGAUUUCAUUGAUCAGCACCCUAAGCUCUUGGUGGUUAGUGUUUAGUGUCUGAUCUUCAACACUAUGGAGAAGCAACAUCAAAGAAACCCGGUUCAAUCUGUCCUAGAUGUCAGACCUUUUUAAAGACAGCAUUAAAAAAACAAAUCUACAACCAGUGGAAAAUGCCUUUUCCCUUUCAUACUCUCUAUGCCUUGGGAAAGAAACAGGACUGCAACUAGAACUUGCUCCUGUCCUAGAUUCACACUUCUGUUGGCAGUGACACCCUCACCCUCCAGAGUGUGCUUACCCAGCUGUCAUCACUGUGUGUGUGCUGGAUGUCACAGUGUUGUAGGUGUUGUGCUUUAACAUUGAGCUGUCACAAGUUGGUCACCUUCCACUUUGCUCUUUCCAAAGAAGACAACCAGUGUUUGUCAGAGACAAAUCCACAGCAGUCCAUAUUGCAGAGGCUGUGUCAGCGCCGUCUUCUUGGAGCGGUUCAACUGCAGAAAUGUCAGGUUGAGGUUUUGUGCUUCACCAUUUUUUUUUAAGCAGAACGCCACCAUCUUAGCUUCUCACAUUCAAAAAACUGCUUUUGUUGUGGAGUUUCCUCUUGCUGUAUCUUCUAUGCAAUUCCUUUUCUAAAACUCCCUGGCGGAGGUGGUGUGCGCUCUAGGUGCCCAUCUGUUCGUCGCCUUGCUGUGUGACAGAAGCGAGGGGCACGAGCUCUGGGUGUGCCUCUUUUCUCUCCUUAGCUGCCUCUCCCAAUUUUUCCUGUAGUCCCCUUGGUUUGUAAAUUGCCUGCAUUUAUUCUGUCAACCAACAUGUACAAAAUGUAAGAAAGAAUUUUUAAACAGGUAAUAAAUUAUAUUUAUAAGCAA